UCCCUCUCUCUAUGGUAUCUCCUUCUUCUCCAGUCCUCGCUGCCGCCGCUGCUCUCCCGCCUGCCUCGGUGUAUUUACCUCCUGUCACGUUCUGUCGCUCUCAGGCUCCGGCCCUCGCACCCACCAUGGGCCUCAGGUGAUAAACCGAGACGGCCGCCGGAUUCAGCGGGCGGGGAGCAGAGCUACCGGAGAGCGUGGAUUCCCGGGCCUGACCGCCCGUACCGGGGGCCUGAAUACCGGCAUAAAAGUCCGGUAACUUGAAGUUUGGAAGGACUCUUUCUGGACUCAGUCAAAAUGGAGAAUGGGGAGAAGAUCAACCAGGAGCAGGAAGAUGAGAUGGAGAUUUAUGGAUACAAUCUUUGCCGGUGGAAGUUGGCUUUGGUAGCUGUGGGUGUGCUAUGUACUGGAGGAUUUCUCCUCCUCCUUCUCUAUUGGAUGCCUAAGUGGCGCGUGAAAGCAACAUGCACUCGAAUAACAUUGAAGGAAUGUGACGUCGUGCUGCUGAGAACGACUGAUGAGUUCAGAACAUGGUUCUGUGCAAAAGUGCGAAUACGGCUGUGUCCAGGAACAGACCCCUUUCAAAGCCCUGAGUCCAUUGCAGGCAAAACGCUCAAUGGUCACACCGGCCACCUUCCUGAGAGUCCCACAGAGCACCAUGAAGAUCAUGCAGUGAACGCUACAGCAGUCCCACUAAACGAGGUUCGUUAUUUUGUGCAUCACAGUGUUACUUACUACUGGAACGAUUUGCACCAAGCAUUCAACUAUGUAACGGGUCUAGAUGAUAGGGCUUCAUGUGCUGCCAUACACACUGAGCACAGCAAAGGAUUAAGCAAAGAACUCCACGAUUAUAGAAAGUUAUUUUAUGGAAUAAAUGAAAUUACUGUUAAAGUGCCUUCUCUUUUUAAGCUUCUAGUAAAGGAGGUUCUCAAUCCUUUUUACAUUUUUCAGCUGUUCAGUGUUAUUUUGUGGAGCACAGAUGAAUACUACUACUAUGCAUCUGCCAUUGUGUUAAUGUCUGUAAUAUCCAUUAUUAGUUCUCUGUAUACCAUUAAAAAGCAAUAUAUAAUGUUACAUGACAUGGUUGCAGCUCACAGUAUUGUCAGAGUUACUGUGUGCCGCGCAAACCAAGAGGUUGAAGAAAUCAUGUCUACUGACCUUGUACCUGGGGACAUUUUGCUAAUCCCACCUAAUGGGACCAUUAUGCCAUGUGAUGCCGUCCUGAUUAGUGGAACCUGCAUUGUGAAUGAAAGCAUGUUAACAGGUGAAAGUGUGCCAGUGACCAAGACUAACUUGCCCGAUCCAUCUACAAAUUCCAGAGGAGUGGAGGAUGAACUCUUUAAUACAGAGGCUCACAAGCGUCACACUUUAUUUUGUGGAACCAAUGUCAUCCAAACCAGAUUUUAUGCUGGAGAACCUGUCAAAGCCAUAAUCGUCCGGACAGGGUUCAGCACUUCUAAAGGACAGCUUAUUCGUUCCAUACUUUAUCCAAAACCAACAGACUUCAAGCUUUACAGAGACGCCUACCUGUUCUUGCUAUGUCUUGUUGGAGUUGCUGGCAUUGGGUUCCUGUACACUGUUGUAAAUAGUAUUUUAAAUAAGGUCCCAGCCAACAUUAUUGUUAUCGAGUCCCUUGACAUUAUAACCAUCACAGUACCUCCUGCUCUUCCUGCUGCCUUGACUGCUGGGAUUGUGUAUGCACAAAGGCGUCUGAAAAAACUUGGCAUCUUCUGUAUCAGUCCUCAGCGAAUAAACAUUUGUGGGCAGUUAAACCUCAUAUGCUUUGACAAGACUGGCACUCUUACUGAAGACGGUUUGGACCUCUGGGGAAUCCAAAGAGUGGAGAAUGCUCAGUUCCUUUUGACAGAGGAAAAAGCUUGCAGCGAGAGCUUGGUUAAGUCUCAGUUUGUUGCCUGCAUGGCAACAUGUCACUCGCUCACAAAAAUUGAUGGAUUGAUUUCAGGUGACCCCCUCGACUUAAAAAUGUUUGAAGCCAUAGGAUGGAUUCUGGAAGAAGCCACAGAAGAAGAGACUGCACUUCAUAACAAAAUAAUGCCAACCGUUGUUAAACCUCCAAAACAACCCACCUCUGAGCAUAAGCCUGCUGACGGCGAAGAAAUGGAACUGUUUGAAUUGCAGACCUCAUAUGAAAUUGGAAUUGUGCGGCAGUUUCCUUUCUCUUCAGCUCUGCAGCGAAUGGCAGUGGUUGCCAAAGUAUUAGGAGAAAAACGCAUGGAUGCCUAUGUGAAGGGCGCCCCAGAAGUGGUAGCUAGCCUUUGCCGAUCAGAAACUGUUCCUUCUGACUUUGCAGCUGUGUUAGAGGACUACACAAAGCAGGGAUACCGUGUCAUUGCACUUGCACACAGAAAAUUAGAAGCCAAAAUUGCAUGGCACAAAGUACAAAAUAUUAGUAGAGAUGCCAUUGAAAACAACAUGACAUUCUUGGGUCUGAUCAUUAUGCAAAACAAACUGAAACCAGAAACUCCAGCUGUUCUUGAAGACCUUCGCAAAGCUAAUAUCCGUAUGGUCAUGGUCACAGGAGACAACAUGUUAACUGCAAUUUCUGUUGCUCGAGACUGCGGAAUGAUUCUACCUCAUGAUAAGGUUAUUGUAGCUGAAGCACUACCUCCUAAAGAUGGCCAAGCUGCCAAGAUUAAUUGGCACUAUGCAGACACCAUGCUAAGGAGCAAUUUGAAUGCAAUAAACCAGGAGGUUAUUCCUAUGAAGUCAGUAAAUUACAGUCUUGAAGAAAAUCAGGCAAUUGAUUACCAUUUUGCUAUGAAUGGAAAGUCUUUUGCAGUCAUCUUGGAGCACUUCCAGGACCUGCUUCCAAAGUUGGUAUUACAUGGUACAGUGUUUGCACGGAUGGCACCUGAUCAAAAGACACAGCUGGUGGAAGAGCUGCAGAAUGUAGAUUACUAUGUUGGCAUGUGUGGAGAUGGAGCAAAUGAUUGUGGGGCACUGAAGAGAGCUCAUGGAGGGAUAUCAUUGUCCGAAUUGGAGGCAUCUGUGGCAUCACCUUUCACAUCCAGGACUCCUAGCAUUGCCUGUGUACCAAACCUGAUACGGGAAGGACGUGCAGCAUUGAUUACAUCUUUCUGUGUGUUUAAAUUCAUGGCUUUGUACAGUAUUAUCCAGUACUUCACAGUUACUCUGCUGUAUUCUAUUCUCAGCAACUUGGGAGACUUCCAGUUUCUCUUCAUAGACCUGGCAAUAAUCUUGGUGGUGGUGUUUACAAUGAGUUUAAACCCAGCCUGGAAAGACUUGGUUGCACAAAGACCUCCCUCUGGUCUCAUCUCGGGACCCCUUCUCUUUUCUGUCCUCUCCCAAAUCGUUAUUUGCUUGACAUUUCAGACCAUGGCUUUCAUGUUGGUAAAACAAGAGCCCUGGUACGAGGUCUGGACCGGCAGCAGCAAUGCAUGUAAUGUCUCCAUGGAUGAUCACCAUGAAAAUGACACUAAUCAUGAUGAGCACAACAUCAGAAACUAUGAAAACACCACUCUCUUCUAUGUGUCCAGCUUCCAGUACCUCAUUGUGGCAGUUGCAUUCUCAAAAGGAAAACCUUUUCGCCAGCCUAGCUACAAAAAUUAUCUUUUUGUGAUUUCUGUAUUGGCUCUUUAUGCCUUAAUAUCAUUCUUCAUGCUGUAUCCAAUUGAAUCUGUUGACAACUUCUUAGAGUUGGUCUGUGUUCCAAUGAAAUGGCGCAUUGUGAUGGUCUUCAUUAUUAUUGGAAAUGCACUUACUUCCAUUUUGGUUGAGAAUAUCGUCCUUGAUAUCAUACUCUGGAAACUUGUGUUCAACCGAGACAAGCAGGGAGAGUCCCACAAGGUCACCCACCCCCCACAGGAAGCAAAUGAUCUCUGGGCAACGCGAUUCUUGUCCUCCUUAUGCUUCUGCAAAAAGAAGAUCCCGAAAGCCAAAUACAUGCACUUGGCACAGGAGCUGUUGGUCGAUCCAGACUGGCCCCCUAAGCCAAGAACAACUACAGAAGCUCAGCCCCCUGCCCUAGAGAAUGGCAGCUAUCAGAUUGUCACAAUGACGUAGCAGCCACUCGUUUUGGCUCUGUACUAUUCUAAUGGUUAAAGCGCUGGGUGGGAUGUCUGCAAUGCUUUGUGGAGCAGAGCCCGUUACUAGAACUUUCGUAAUGGCUCCAUUCACACAAGUCUGUGUACGGAAUGUCUGAAUGGAUAACUUUGCAAAGACUUCAGAAAUGAGUUCAUUUUUUUUAUCACUGCAGCACUCAGUGUGUUGAUGGUGAAGGGAGCAGCAAUCACAUUUUGGGACCAUUGGUUUUCAUGCUUUCAAAUACUGUAAUAGUGAUAUUUUUUUUAUUUUUUUUUAUUUUUUUCAAUCUCUCCUUCCUUCUAAAUUCCCAUAAACCCCAAAUAAAAACAACUUGCAGGGAAUAGUAACAUGGCAGGAGGUUCUGGUGACCUGUCAAUGUUGUCAAAACCUCAAAAGAUAUAGAAAUUGUAUUUUGUUAUGGGGAAAAAUGAAGUCUGCUUUUCCCGGCCAGUCUGUGUCCUGCUGAAAGUCUAGUGCCCCAUCUCUUCUGACAUGUGUAUGCUAGUAACUGCUAGCAUUCAUCAUGCAAUAACUAUUUUGGAGCAUCUUUUUACUACGCUGUGUUGUGCCAUUCAUCUAUUAUUCCUCCUAGAAGUUUAAUGAAUUGCCAACUUUGCUUUACCAGUUGGAGGUAUGUCUGCACAGUUAGCACUGAUUGACGACAUCUGGUAAUACACUUCUAGUAGGAAUAAUAGAGGAACAUAACGACAUACAGUUCUAUGAAAAGAUGUUACAGAAUAGUUAUUGCAUGGGGUAUAAAAUUAUUUAUUAAUACAGAUGUCAGGAGUGGUGACAGGUCCUCGUUAAAUCAUACAUCUGCCCUACUUGUAUGUCUGCAUGAACUAAAAACUUGUGUUAAACACCAAAGAAUCAUUUAUACCCCAGUCUGUACUUCCCAUUAAUUUACAUUUUUAAGAGUCCAUCAGAGGUUAAUUUUUAGUUUUUUUUUUUUUCUAAUUACACCUAUUUUUCACAGGAUAUGUAUUGCUCACCGAAUCCAUCAAGUGUUUGCACUAGAAAACAUUUCUGAAUUCUUUGGAAUAUGAUUUAGAAAGCGAGUAAAUGUUUUACAAAUGUACAAAUGAAACUUCUCUAUUUUUAUUUUUAUUUUUUCCUGCUAGAUCUAUGCAUUUCAGACCUUAGAGCUGUGAAUUUUGCAGUGUUCAGUUCUGAUACUGUCCAUGAAAAAGGAUCUGUUCCUCUUCUCUAUGCUCAUCCUCCAGGCACUAAAGAGUUAAAGAUUGGCAUAAACCACAGCACAUUUGCACCUGUGCAAGAUGCAUGGGAAUUUCUUGUCCGUUCUUGGACAGGAAUUUCCUUAAAACAUGUUCCUUAAUGAUCUAAACAGUAUACAACAAGGAUCAGCAACCUCCGGCAUGCCACCUGAGCAGCAGCUGGAGUGCCAAAGGUUGCUGACCGACCCCCUGGUAUACAACAUGAUAUAGAUAACAGUAUUAUCUUACCUUAAUGUAUAUUUCUUGAGCAAUUACAUUAUAUAAUACGUGCGGCGUGAGAUACAGCAGGACUGAAUCAAUAUUUUAACUUUUGUGGAUUGCUUCAGCACAGUUCAGUUGAAGCAUAUAGUGUACAUACACGUGUUUUCGCACCAAAAACCGCUUGUGUUAUUGCAGUUUUUGUUGUGAAUUUGAUGCCACAGAUAUCGCCCCUUCAUUGCAAAGGGUGAAAUCUGGAGAGAGAAAAAAAUCUCGCAUAGAAGUGACAUGCUGUGGUUUUCAAAAUCCACACUGAGGGUGAAUUUCCGCAUGGAUGGAAAAAUAUCAAAGUGUAAAUGAGAUUUGUGAAACCCCAUACGCUUUGCUGGCUCUGUACUACACUGCGGUUUUACUUGGAGAUCCACAACGUGUAUUUUGACAGUGCUCGCCGUCACUUGCUUAACAUGCGCAACCACUAGUUUGAGUGGAAGAUACAGGGUGUUUCAGUUAGCUUGCACCUCCCUGUAAAAGCACUCAAUUACCAUUGUGGAAUCUGAGUUGUGCUAUUCAACACAUUUACCUCUUCUAAAUCUGCUUGUACAGUAUCUUGCUAGGUUAUUGGUUUACAUUUUUUUGAAGGUCAUUCUUACCUGUGCCUCUGUCAUCUCAGGGACCUCUGUGUUCAGGGAGGAUUUAUUUUCUGUAUGUAUUCUGCACCCCAUCCAUGUACAGCUGUAUAACCUGUCUGUGGACACAGGAGAUCUGUGACCAGUCCUGAUUUCCCCAUCAGCGUGCAUCUUUGGUUCCAUUUUUAUGCUAAAUUCACUGGAGUACAAAGAGAUGAGCUGUGCCAUAGAUCUGGUGGUAGUUUCUACCACAGACAAAAGGAUUGGAUAGGACAAAUGUGUUUUUUAGUGGAGAUCUCAUCCUGGGGCCCUAUUAAUCUAGUCAUACAAAUUGGCAGUUUCUGUUGAUCAUCUUUUCAAAUGGUAGCAUGAUGUCUGUGUACUAAAAAAUGUAAUCGCGCAGGUUGUUGUCGCUUGGAACUGCGUGUGUAGCAUAUAAAAUGGGCUCUCUGGUCAGUUUAUUCUGGUGUGUUGCUGGUGGGAUCGUUGAUAUGAAUGAUCCCUCGGGCGACUGAUCGCUGCAAAGUUGUCUUGUGUAUGGCCAGCUACUUUACACGAACCAAGGAUCAGCUGAGCAAACUUCCCACUUGUUGGCUUAUCGCAUCCUUCAUGCAGCUCUAAAAAUGCUCAUUUGUGGGCAGCACAUAGCUCUGUGUAAACAGGGAUGUGCUGCCUACCAACGCUGGCACCGUAUGGGGAUGAACACUCGCAGUACCCUUGAUUGCUGCAUUUAAAUGCAGCAAACAAGAGGGCAGUGAACUGAAAUGAGGAAGUGCUAUUGGCCGAUGUAAAAGGGCCCAGAGAGCUACCCGACUCUACAGAUGUAGCAUUUGCCAAGCGAACAGCCAUGACCAUUUAUGGGGCUGACCACUUUCUUAUGAAUUUUCAGAAGUGACCUAACCUUAUGUGUACUGGCAUGCGAAACUGUAAAGCACAUCAUUCCUUACCGCAGCAGGCACCUAGAAGUGUUUUCGCCCACCCACACACGCUGCCCAUGGAUCUCCUUGUAAACAGCACAUGCACAGCUACAGGAGGUUAUGCUG
This is a messenger RNA of Bufo gargarizans (Asiatic toad), 7164 nucleotides long. It is a transcript of the gene ATP13A3, whose product is annotated as ATPase 13A3. Lineage: Eukaryota; Metazoa; Chordata; Amphibia; Anura; Bufonidae. Gene Ontology annotation, cellular component: late endosome membrane. Gene Ontology annotation, molecular function: ATP binding; P-type ion transporter activity; polyamine transmembrane transporter activity. The record is from RefSeq and is a predicted model, not a curated record. The coding region runs from base 295 to 4041 and encodes 1248 amino acids. The transcript is spliced from 33 exons. Gene Ontology annotation, biological process: polyamine transmembrane transport; intracellular calcium ion homeostasis.